CAGCCAGUUUUGCAGGAGUCGUGGACUGGCUCGCAGUCGGUGGCUGCGGCAGCGUCGAUAUUUCCUGUCAGCAGCUCAGAGCAGAGCCGAAGCGAGGGCGGAGGAGGCGAGGCGUGGAGCGGAGCGGAGAGGAGAGGGAUGGCAGAGAACAGCUCCGAGACAAGCGGCUCCGUUCCUCGGAGAUGUCCGACCCAUUCUUCCCCGGGGGAGAGAAAUGCUUCAGCGGGUGUCGGAGCUUCCAAGUGGAUACGGUUAAAUGUUGGGGGGACGUAUUUUUUAACGACAAGACAGACGCUGUGUCGAGACCCCAAAUCAUUUCUGUACAGACUUAGCCAAGCGGAUCCCGAACUCGACUCGGACAAGGAUGAAACUGGUGCCUAUCUCAUUGACAGAGACCCUGCAUACUUUGGGCCAGUGCUGAACUACUUGAGGCAUGGCAAACUGGUGCUCAACAGGGACUUGGCAGAGGAAGGUGUUUUAGAAGAAGCCGAGUUCUACAACAUCACAUCAUUAAUAAAACUCAUCAAGGACAAGAUCAGGGAACGUGACUGCAAAACAUCACAGGUUCCAGUAAAGCAUGUGUAUCGGGUGCUGCAGUGCCAGGAGGAGGAGCUGACACAGAUGGUGUCCACCAUGUCUGACGGCUGGAAGUUUGAGCAGCUUGUCAGUAUAGGUUACGGGCGGGCCCACCAGUCAGAGUAUCUGCUGAUUGUGUCAAGGGAGGUGAAGGGAGAGGAGUCUACUUUGCCAAACAACAGCGGAGAGCUCGUCAGUAUCGGCUCCUCUUACAACUACGGAAACGAAGACCAAGCUGAGUUCCUGUGUGUGGUCUCCAAGGAGUUACACAAUCAAUCAUACGGGACCAACAGUGAGCCCAGCGAGAAGGCAAAGAUUCUUCAGGAACGAGGCUCCCGGAUGUGAGAAGCACUCAGUAUUAGGAGCUCCAGGUGUUAAUGAUGCAGCCGAAUCAUAUCUGUGGAAGAGCGUUGAGCACAAUGGAGAUUUAGGGUGCGGGGAGGGGGUGUGUGCAUUUAUUUGUCUUCCCUCCACUUUUUAUUUUUUAUUUCUUGAUGUAAAUAAGUCUGUUUACUGACAAGUCGUGCCUGUACAUUUAAACUGGACCUUUUCUUUUUUUGAAUUGGCGGCAAGUAUUUUGAAUUUUAUUUUAUUAUUUUUUUCUUAUCUGCAAGUGAGGAAUUGUAAUCUACUAAUGUUUUAUGCUAUGAAACAUGGCCAUCAUCACAUAGGGCCAAUUAGUCUCUCAGGGUCAUCUAAUGGGUUUGUAAUAUCGUUCAACUCUGGGGUCUUGUAAGGGAUCAAAGUGGUUUUUAAUAACUCCUAGUAUCAAAACAUGAAAUCAAUGCUUGGAGGCAUCAAGAAGGGAAUUGUGCUUUUACACCAUAAUGAGCUAAUUCAACCUAUCGGAUACAAAAAAAUCACCUGACAAAAUGUCUAUCCAAAGAUUUUGAACAUUUAAAAAGACAACUGUGAUCACCAGGGUCCCGGUGGUUAAUUUUAUUUAUUUUUUCCUCUAUUCUCCCUAUCCGUUAGUGGAAACGUCGCUGUGAUGCAAGCAGCAAAAUACCUAAAAGCUCCCCUCUUACAUUGGAGAGUCCGCUAGGGAUAUUGCAUCAGUUCUUGAUCAGUUUAAGGGCGAUUGAGUAAAAGCAAGGGCCGGUAGAAGUGUAAGACGAUCAGUUUAAAGAUACAUGCGAUUAAACAAAAAUUUCUAAUCUGAUCCAGCUGCUCUUAUUUCAAACAGAUUACCAUUAUGUAUACAAAUGUCUUGGCUUAAUUAUGAUGCAUAAAAGCUAAAAUAUUAAAUAAACGACCCCCUAAUUAAGGCGCCUAUCGAGUCCACUAUUCUUAAUCUGCUCUUCAUAAGGUAAACGCAACAACAAGCUAACAUUAGCUGAGUAAUUAGGCUAUAUCUUCUGAUAACUAUCCUGCAGUCUAGUACAGACAUCCUGCUUACAGCUCGCAGAUAUAUUUUUAAAACAACCUGAAAUACUGCUAGACUAAUAUCUAUUUGCUUGCUUUCAGCCAGCUGACCAACAGUGCACAGGUCAUAAAUGCGAACUCCACACCUCAGGUGAACUCAAACCUUAGAAACAGAGUUACAUGAGAUUUUAAAAUACUUUUGACCGGCCCAUGUUUGUACUACAGGAUCAUGACCUUCAUAGUUUCUGUUUUUAACAAAUCAAAAAGUUUUAAAAUACGAAGAUGUGUCAGAAAGAGUACUUUGUAGCAUACCUUGAACUGUGGGGUUUAGAGGAGUAAUUUAAUUUUGCUAGUAUGUAUAAUUCUGAAAUGAACUGCCAAAAAAAAAAAAAAAUAUUGAAAUGUGAAUUAUUUUAUGGAAUAUUUUUUUAUUCAGCGAUUAUUGACCUCUUGAAGAAAGUUAGGGUAAAUGUCUUCUUUUCCUCACUCCAGUGAUAUCAGAGUUCCCUUUAAGUUGUUUCUUUUAGUGCUUAAGGGAUCGUCCUUCAUUUUUCCUGAGGAGGAAAUACACUGCGGCUGGACUGGAACCGUUUCAGGCGGAGGUGCAGGACUCCCUUCAUAUCAACAUGAUUUAGUCUCCGUGUAAAUAGCAAAAACUCCAGCUUGAUAUUUAAAUCAUUUUAAGAAAAAGCUGCACGUUUUGUACACUGUAUAGAGAACACGACUUCAAAGGGAGGUAGUUUAUACUUUUUGGUUUUAAUUAUUA
This is a messenger RNA of Cyprinodon tularosa, 2707 nucleotides long. RefSeq names its product potassium channel tetramerization domain containing 5b (gene kctd5b). Gene Ontology annotation, molecular function: cullin family protein binding. Gene Ontology annotation, cellular component: Cul3-RING ubiquitin ligase complex; cytoplasm. Gene Ontology annotation, biological process: proteasome-mediated ubiquitin-dependent protein catabolic process; protein homooligomerization. The transcript is spliced from 7 exons. Bases 139 to 921 code for a protein of 260 amino acids. The record is from RefSeq and is a predicted model, not a curated record. Lineage: Eukaryota; Metazoa; Chordata; Actinopteri; Cyprinodontiformes; Cyprinodontidae.